Styela clava is the source of this 2331-nucleotide messenger RNA. The record is from RefSeq and is a predicted model, not a curated record. Lineage: Eukaryota; Metazoa; Chordata; Ascidiacea; Stolidobranchia; Styelidae.
GGUGAUUCAUUGGCCAUCCAUUCGGUUUUUAACUUUUUUUUAAAAUAUGUGCGGCCCGCUAAUGACUUGCAAGCUUUAAUUUUGGCCCGCGAGCGAUAAAAGGUUGCCGACCCCUGCUUAGGCCUACUAUUUAACAUACUAUUGUAUUAUAAUGCGGCUUAUUGUGGCAUCGGAUGUUCACGAUAGAUUGCUUGCAGUCCAUUUGCAGAUCUAAAUAUUCGUGUGCACACUAGUAAAGACAGUUCGUUUUCAGUUGUUUGACAGGUUUACAUAUUUAUCCCCGGGGAGAGUAAAGUACAAAAGACGGCUUGAUCCUAGGGCUAACCACGACCUCUCGUCCGGUUACCAUCCAUGUCAGGUGUGGGUUAGUUAGCCAGUUACCGUAUUUGCUCGUUUAAUAGCCCGGGCGCUUAUUUUUUUUAAACAAACUCACUAACCUGGCCCUUAUUCAAACCGGCGCUUAUUCAAGCAGGAGCGCUUGUUAUUUUUAAAGUGAAAUUAUACACAAAAAUUACGAUACCGGUAUCUUUGAAGACAAAUAUUUGACGACAUUAAUCCUUUUUCCAUGUCAAACGCAAAUUAUUCACGUCUUAAGAGUAAUUCCUCAUAAUACGCUUCUUAUUUCCUAUUGUUCUCUACCACUGAAAAAUCAGCUUUCACACCGGGCGGCUAUUCAAACGGGCGCUUAAUCAAGACCGGGCGGUUAAACGAGCAUAUACGGUAUUUGUUUUUAGAGGUAUGGACUUGAUGGUGAAGAAAUCCGUAACCGACCAGCGGUAACGUGAAUAGUGUCGAGGAGUACAGCAACCCUCUCGCAUAAAAUUAACCUCCGAAUGUGAUACGGACCUGCAAACCCACGCAGAGGGAUCGAAGGUGCGAUGUCGAGUGUAUUCCUAACGCUGAGCACGCUGUAGCCUACCGCCUAGCUGCAAACCACCCAUUAUUCCUUGUUAAGUACGGGAUUGCUUACGGAAGUGCUGAAGAAGGAUGUGUUUUGUAUUCUAACUAAAGCACUUGGCGAUGAAUCACUGACACCUGGAUUGAAUAUUUUCGCUUGUUUUAAUAAUAUUACCACAUGAUCAAAUUGCGAAAAUUAGUUUAGUGUCGCAUUUGACGCUGAAAACUUGUCUCCGGGGUCACAGGUCACCAGAUGUCGUUUCAAACCUCAAACAAGACUUCUGACACUUCGCCCGCGCAAGGUGUUAGGUUAUUUGGAUGCUCGUUGGUCUUAGUUCUCCGAUGAGAUCAUAAGCAAUAAUUUCGUAAGUGGUUUAUGCGAGUAGUAACCAAGGUAUCUUACGACAGGACUACAAAUCUGUAUCGCUUGCCCUCGGAUGAAUACCAACCGUUAUAUGAUUGCGACCAAAGCCUUAUGUAUACAGCACUCAGCCCUGCUGCCUCUCUGUUACGUGUUAGCCUGUACAAUUCUGUUAAAUCUGCUUCGUACCAAGCGAAGAUUUCAUCGAACCUUUCUUUCCCUUGGAUGUAUUAGGUAACUUAUGCAAUUGAUUUAGCUAGACUAUUUUUACUGAGAAAGUCCAUUCAAGUUGUCACUAAGAACUGAAGGAGAUGGAUCAAUCCAGUGAAUCACCAUGCGGCAUAUGCUUUAAGAAUUGUGCCGAAGGAAGCCACAGCAUUUUAUGCGAAAUAUGUGGAAACUGGUUCCACGGCACCUGCGAGAAAUUGAAAGAAGAAUCUAUCAUGGAACUUGGGAACCUCUCGCAAGCAUCGUAUAUAUGCAGAAAGUGCUCUUCGGAAGACGAUGGUUCAUUCGACUUCUUGACUGCACUCCAUCGCUUACGCAGAAGUGCCAAGAAGAAUUGGGGCAUUUUUUGUGCAUGUACAAUCAGGGAAAAGCAUAUCAUGCCAUAUUUCAUAAGUCAUGAAAAAGAUAUCACCAAGUACCAUACAUCCACUGAUCGUCACUCACUGGACAUAUUGCGAAAGCAUGGACUGGAGAAAGGCAAACGCCCACUUAAGACUACAGCAGAUGGUAAUUGUCUUUUCAACGCAGUGUCGUUGCUUCUGAAUGAUUCUGAAGAUAUGGCUAAUGAGCUUCGGACAAGAACUUGCAUCGAAAUGGUCAAUAAUGAAGACGAAUACAUUCAGUCUGAUAUGGGGAGAGUUGUUUGUCAUGUGUCCCCGGACUACCGCGAAGCCUGUGUCGACUGUACUCGUAUUGGUGCUUUUUCUUCAGCUUGGACAAUAAUGGCACUCUCUAACAUCAUUAAAAGACAAGUGAACAUGCUGUACCCCCUGUUAAUGGGACAAGGGACUUAUAUCCAAAGUUUCUCAGCAAUUGCAUCAAGCCUAGAGAAAGAGUUGGCGUAG